UUUAGUUCCAUAAAUCAAUACUUCCAACAUGCCGAGUGGGAACCAAGUGGAAAAGCGCAGCAGGAAACCAGCCAGUAGGUAUUCACCGGAAUCUGAACCAAAGCGUAGGAAUAUUCCAAACAAUCCAUCUCCCGAAAAACCUGUAUAUAACAAAGAUCUUAUGAAAAGAGAUGCCCGGCAAACAAGAUCGCAGCCCGGCAAUCACGUGGGGAUCGGCCGUGGAAGGGGAAGGCCCAUUAAUUUUGAAAAUUGCAGUUCCGGGCCCGUCGUUGGUGAGGCUCAAGCCUGUCAACGUCCACCAAAUCCAAGUGGCAGGGCCACUUUUCACAGAAAAAGAUCAGUUUCUCCAUUGCCAGGUGUUUCGAAUAAUUACCAUCAUGGAACACCUAAACCAGCAGAAGAUCAAGCAUUAAAUAAAUCGGCGAAAAAAGUUGUAAAAAAAACAUCAAAUCCUACCGUCAAAGCCGCAGUCAAUUCUUCAGCCAAAUCUGCAGACAAUUCUUCAGCCAAAUCCGUGUCAAAAGCUGGCUCGAAAUCUAAUCAUCCCAAACCAUCAUUGUCACCGGAUAUGUUUGAUGCAUCACCAUCACAACCUCAGCAACCUUGUCCGAGUGAUGAUGAUGCAAAUGCUCAACAAAUAGAAUUAAGCAACAGCAGAGACAGCUCAUCGGAUUCAAGCAAAGAAUACUUACCUCAAAAGUACAACAGAGAAGAUGAUGAUGGAACGGGUGAUGAAGAAGCUAGUGAUGUGGAUCAGCAAACAGGUUUUGCUGAGAAUGAUCGGGACAUACCUGCAUCCAAUUUCUCUAGCACACCUAAAACAAAUAUUAACAAAAGAAGAUCUCGACUGGAGUUCGGGCAUGAUGAAGACGAUCAAAGUGAAGCUGCUCCCCAACAUGAAAAAAUCCGAAUAGAAUUCAACCAAGACUCUCUUUUAAAACUAUUCCAAAUGUUACCGAAGAUGCACUCCACAAUGAACGAGGUUUUACGGCGCCAAGAAAAUAUGAUGAGGCAUCUGAAAAUGCUUGAUCAAAAAAUGGAAGCCAUCACAAGUAAACUAGCAGGCGUCACAAACAAUGCUGGACCAUCUGAAUCGGAGCACGUUGCUAGAUUGCUUUUAAAACUACCGCUAAACUCAGUUAACGAAAUGACUGAAUUUGUUGGAGAAAUCAAUGAUGCGAUUGCUGAUAAAAGCAUUACGAUUGGGUAUUUAGUAAGUAAAAAUUAA
Molecule: messenger RNA, 1228 nt
Organism: Daphnia magna
Lineage: Eukaryota; Metazoa; Arthropoda; Branchiopoda; Diplostraca; Daphniidae
Exons: 4
Coding region: 29-1228 (399 amino acids)
Source: RefSeq, a predicted model, not a curated record